UACCAUUUUUUUAAAAAAAAAUAAACUUUACGAGAUAAUUUUUGUAGUGAAGUGUAGAACCCCAAUCUCAAUUUGUACUGAAGAACUCCAACAAUGGCGAUUACAUCUUUUUCUUCACUAUCAUCCCUCAUUCGCUCUCCUUUACGUCUGCAGGAAAAACCCAAUUAUACCAUUAACAUAUCUACCAAAUACCCAACUAUAAUUCACUGUUCCAUGGCUUCUUCUCCUUCUCGCAAUUCAAAUAAAUCACAACCCAAAAACAAGAAAAGAAUUUGGAAAGAAGGUGAAUUUCCUGUUAUCUCUGAGAAUUCGAUUCCUGGGUUUCCAAAGAGAAGAACCCCAAUUAAGAAUGUGAAGAAGAAGCUUGAUCGCAAGGCUAAAUCUACAGCUUGGGUUAAUACUGUCACUGAAACUCUCUCUGACCUUAUUCUUAAGAAACAAUGGCUGCAAGCCCUUGAGGUUUUCGAGAUGCUGAGAGAACAACCUUUCUAUCAACCAAAAGAAGGAACUUACAUGAAACUCCUUGUACUGCUUGGAAAAUCAGGCCAACCAGGUCGAGCCCGUGAACUUUUUGAUACAAUGAUUGAAGAAGGGCUUGAACCCACCUCUGAGCUUUAUACUGCUUUGCUUGCUGCGUAUUGUCGCAGUUUCUUGAUCGAUGAUGCAUUCGCGAUUCUGACUAAAAUGAAGUCACUUCCCCUUUGUCAGCCUGAUGUGUUCACAUACAGUACUUUGAUCAAGGCUUGUGUUGAUGCUUCUCGAUUCGAUUUGGUCGAGUCCCUCUAUAAAGAGAUGGGUGACCGAGGAGUUUUUCCUAACACCGUUACCCAAAACAUUGUAUUAAGUGGAUACGGGAAAGUUGGGAAAUACGAGCAGAUGGAGAAGAUAUUAUCUGAAAUGCUCGAGAGUCCAACUUGCAAGCCCGAUGUGUGGACUAUGAACACGAUAAUUGCGUUGUUUGGAAACAAGGGUCAGAUAGAGAUGAUGGAAAGGUGGUAUGAAAAGUUUCGGGAUUUUGGAAUUGAACCCGAAACUAGGACUUUUAACAUAUUAAUUGGUGCUUACGGAAAGAAGCGUAUGUAUGAUAAAAUGUCUUCGGUUAUGGAAUACAUGCGCAAGCUCGAAUUUCCUUGGACUACUUCGACUUACAAUAAUGUGAUAGAGGCGUUUUCUGAUGUAGGCGAUGUGAAAAACAUGGAUUUUACAUUUGAUCAGAUGCGGGCCGAGGGCAUGAAAGCGGACACUAAGACGUUUUGUUGUCUUAUUCGGGGAUAUGCCAACGCGGGUUUAUUCCAUAAAGUUGUGAGUACUGCUCAGUUGGCUGGGAAAUUAGAGAUACCCGAAAACACAUCAUUUUUCAAUGCUGUUCUUUUUGCGUGUGCAAAGGCGGAGGAUUUGAUGGAAAUGGAUAGAGUUUAUCGGAGGAUGAAGGAGAAAUAUUGUCAACCGGAUGAAACUACGUUUAGUAUCAUGAUAGAGGCGUAUAGGAAAGAAGGUAUGCACGACAAGAUUUACGACUUGGAGAAGGAAAGGGAGAAGAUUUUCAUUUCUGUUCGUGAGGAGGAGUCGAGUGAAGAGAUGGAACCCGAGGGUGAUCCCUGAUUGAGGGACUUGAUGUGAUUUAAUGGUGCGAAAUUAGGUCUCGGAUCCUGCAUUCCAUUUAAUCCUUUUCGAGUAAAUUCUUGCUUCGCUCGUCCUGUUUUUAUGAAGACGGAAUUUUAGUUGACUGCAGGAACGAAGAGAGUCCGUCCUCGAAUUACUCGGAAAGCACAUAUAAGGCUGAACAAAUGCAACUAAUGAGCCUGCACUGACCUUGCAGUUUUGCUUGUAGAAAGUCGAUAUAAGAGAUACAUCGUGUAAAAGGGAAAUUUACGUUGUAGCAAAAUUGAUUUCGAUUUUAAUUCGAAUUUUGGACUAUGCAUAAUCAUUAAUUUGAUAUUUUUUGGGCUA
This is a messenger RNA of Amaranthus tricolor (Joseph's coat), 1950 nucleotides long. Its product is annotated as pentatricopeptide repeat-containing protein At3g06430, chloroplastic. NCBI's taxonomy places the organism in Eukaryota, Viridiplantae, Streptophyta, Magnoliopsida, Caryophyllales, Amaranthaceae. Gene Ontology annotation, molecular function: mRNA binding; protein binding. Bases 94 to 1602 code for a protein of 502 amino acids. The record is from RefSeq and is a predicted model, not a curated record. The transcript is spliced from 2 exons.